Molecule: messenger RNA, 309 nt
Organism: Symbiodinium sp. CCMP2456
Lineage: Eukaryota; Dinophyceae; Suessiales; Symbiodiniaceae
Source: the annotation of a GenBank genome assembly
AUGAUCGGUCGGGUGGCUCAAGACGGAAGCCCUUUCGGAAAGGCAUCUGUGCAUCUCAAGGACUUCUGCGAGGUGGUUUGCAAGGCCACCUUCCCCAAUCGCCAGGUCUCUCCAGAAAGCGGCGUUACAGGGACAGAGUCGGAGGCAUGGGCCGCCCGGAACGCCACCAAGGAAAUCAGCACCCGCUUGACCAAACUACACAAGACAGUUUCCGGCCAAGGGCUUCAUCGCAACUUCAGCAAGAGUUCCAACGUGUCAGAUAUGCCGAUCCGCAUCGAAAAGCACCUGGCUCCGCCGCUCGUGCAUUGA